This is a messenger RNA of Linnemannia hyalina, 450 nucleotides long. NCBI's taxonomy places the organism in Eukaryota, Fungi, Mortierellomycota, Mortierellomycetes, Mortierellales, Mortierellaceae. The record is from the annotation of a GenBank genome assembly.
AUGUCUCAUAUCAACAGCAACCCUCUCCUUUUUUCCCACCCCAAGAACCUCAUAGCCAUGACCCUCACAUUCGGAUCCUCAACCCCUCAAAAGAAGCCAAGCUUCAUGUCCCGAAUCUUCUCCACCUCCUCGACUUCCCACUCCAAGCCAAAGCGUACCUUCCUCUCCGGUUCUUCCUCCAGCUCGUCUUCCUCAAGCUCUUCCAACUCCCCGCGGAAGAACAAGAAGACCCCCUUCAUGAGCCGCUUCAGUCGCACACCAGAACCUACAACCAUGGACAAAGUCCAGGCGAAACUGAACCCAUCCUCGGACGCGACGCCGGUGGCAAUUGCAGCAAAGAAGAAGAGGGCCAAGGAGAUCAAGGCCAAGAAGGAGGCCAAGGCCGAGGCGGAGCGGAACCGGAAGAGACAGAAGAAGGCUGGUUCCGGUUCUUUCUUCUCGCGCCCUUGA